Staurois parvus is the source of this 447-nucleotide messenger RNA. The record is from the annotation of a GenBank genome assembly. Lineage: Eukaryota; Metazoa; Chordata; Amphibia; Anura; Ranidae.
AUGGACAAACGGCUGCCGGCGCGGUCACUGUCUGACAUCGGCGAUCACAUGGGCAUGGCCGCCUCUGCUAGCAGGACAGUUUCCAGACUGGGACACGAGCUAGUAGAGGCUGUGGAUGCUUCACCUUCUGUCCUCAAUAUGGCGUCUUCAUCUGGAAGCUCGGAACUGCGGGCGCAGAACGCGGAGUACAGGGCGCUGUGUCAGGCCGCUGAGGUGGAAAGGGAUCGGCUGAUGGAGCUGGUGUCAGUUCUGCAGAGGAGGGCGGAGGAGAGCAACACGAAGGUCCUGGAAGCUGAGAAGGUUUUGCAGGAAGAGAGGAGACGCUGCGUUCACCUGGAGCAACAGCUGGAGAAGACAAAGAUGGACGCCGCAAAGAAUGGUGCCACCCAAAAGAUGUCUGCUCGUGGCAAAGCUGGACAGUCGCUCAGCAACUCCCGACUCUUUCUG